Molecule: messenger RNA, 2934 nt
Organism: Cornus florida
Lineage: Eukaryota; Viridiplantae; Streptophyta; Magnoliopsida; Cornales; Cornaceae
Product: putative receptor-like protein kinase At3g47110
Exons: 3
Coding region: 1-2934 (977 amino acids)
Biological process (GO): protein phosphorylation
Molecular function (GO): protein binding; protein kinase activity; ATP binding
Source: RefSeq, a predicted model, not a curated record
AUGGCAAGGCUAUUAAGUGCAUCCUCCAUUUUCUUUUCUAUCCUAUUUCAUGUAGGGUUUAUUGUAUUGGCCUCAGAUGUCAAAGCAAUUACCGCUUUUGGCUUCACAAAUGAGACGGAUAGGCAAGCCUUGCUAGCCAUCAAGGAUCAAAUUCUUGAGGACCCCUUCAGGGUCCUUAGCUCAUGGAAUGAUUCUAUCUACUUCUGUAAUUGGCAAGGAGUUAUUUGUAGUCGUCGGCAUCAGAGGGUGACCCUCCUAAACUUGUCUUCCCUAAAGUUGGUCGGUUCCAUUUCUCAUCAUAUAGGAAACCUUACGUUUCUUAUAGACAUUGAUCUCGGAAACAACAGCUUCCAUGGCACCAUCCCUCAAGAAGUUGGUAGAUUGUCUAGAUUGCAACAUCUUUGCCUUAACAAAAACUCUUUCGAAGGUGAGUUCCCUACCAAUUUGACUCAUUGCUUCAAUCUGAGACUCAUCGAUAUAUCUGAAAACAAUCUUGGAGGAAAAAUUCCUAGCGAGCUAGGUUCAUUGUCUAACCUCUUAGAAUUGAGUCUUGCCAAUAAUCAUUUCACUGGCAAUAUUCCACCUUCACUCGGGAAUCUCUCUGCUCUUCUUUUACUUGAUCUAUAUUAUAACAAUCUGGAGGGAAGCAUUCCUUUGGAGCUUGGGCAGCUUUCCCAGUUACAGUUUCUUCAAUUGUCUUCUAACAAUUUGUCCGGUGUGGUUCCUACACCGCUUUACAAUAUCUCAUCCAUCAUUUCCUUUGUCCUAGCUUCCAACCAAUUACGUGGAAGUCUCCCUUCAGAUUUGGGCUUCACCCUUCCAGAAUUACAAGUAUUUUAUAUGGGAGCCAACCAAUUCUCAGGGAAUUUUCCCCAGUCAUUAGUCAAUGCUUCAAGACUAGUACAAAUAAAUAUUCCUCGAAAUGCUUUUACUGGGCCUGUGCCAAUGAAUUUGGGAAGCCUUCUUUAUUUAGAGCGGCUAAUAAUUGGAAGUAAUGCACUUGGAACUAAGAAAGACGAGGGCUUGAGUUUCAUCAAUUCUUUAAUCAAUUGUACAAAUCUAGGCCAACUUCAUUUGAAUGGCAAUGGUUUUGGGGGUGUAUUGCCAAGUUCCAUUGUGAAUCUAUCAACCACGCUCACCGAGUUAAGGUUAGAUAGAAACUUUAUACAUGGAAGCAUACCACAGGGGAUUGGGAAUCUCAUCAAUUUAGAGCUUUUAUCAUUAAAUCAGAACAUGCUCACAGGCAGCAUUCCUGAGUCUAUUGGUCAACUCUCCAACUUGACAGAAUUCUACAUUUCUGAAAAUAAUAUUUCUGGAAAAAUUCCAACAUCUAUUGGCAAUAUUUCUCGAUUAAGUUCUAUUUCCACAGUAGGAAAUAUGCUAGAGGGAAGCAUACCUGUUUCGUUGGGUGAUUGCAAAAACCUACAGGGAUUAGAUCUUGGAUAUAAUCAUCUCACUGGGGCAAUACCGGUAGAAAUUCUUGAUCUUCCUUCCCUUUCGCUGGGUCUAAACUUUGCUCAUAAUCAUCUAACUGGUCCAUUACCCCCACAAGUGGGUAACUUGAAAAAUAUUGCAGAGUUGGAUAUUUCAGGAAACAAGCUGUCAGGUGAAAUCCCAAGCACUCUUGGCAAUUGUCUAGUUUUGCAACUCUUGCGUAUGGAGGGUAACCUUUUCAAAGGUACUAUUCCAUCAUCUUUUAAACAAUUGAGAGGUAUAGAAGACGUAGAUCUUUCUCACAAUAAUUUGUCUGGGGAGAUUCCAAGUUUUCUAGGUGAGUUCUCAUUCAUUCAGAAUCUCAACCUUUCAUAUAAUUCGUUCGAGGGUGAAGUUCCAUCUGAAGGGGUGUUCAUGAAUGUUACUGUGUUUUCAAUUUUGGGAAAUAACAAGCUUUGUGGAGGAAUCAAGACAUUGAAAUUGCCCGAAUGUCCUGCAAAAGUCUCACAUAAAAAAGGAAAGUUAUUUGGUCCUGGAUUGAUAAUUAUUGUGAUCAGUAUCACUCUCUCUGUUGCUUUGUUAAUUACAUGUGUUUGUGCUAUUCUUUGUCUGACCAAAAAGACAAAAGCAAGAUCCUAUUCAGACCGUCAGUUAGGAAAUUGGUAUCCAACACUCUCUUAUGCAGAACUUUUUGAAGGUACCAAUGGAUUCUCUUCUGCCAACUUAAUUGGUGAGGGGAGUUAUGGUUCCGUUUAUAAAGGAAUUCUUAAUUCUGGUGAACAAGUUGUUGCUGUAAAGGUACUCAACCUCCAACAACGUGGAGCCAACAAGAGUUUCUCGGCCGAAUGCGAAACAAUGAAGAGCAUUCGCCACCGCAAUCUCCUCAAGAUCAUCACAUCUUGCUCAAGCAUAUGUCUUAAAGGAAAUGAUUUCAAGGCUUUGGUCUUUGAGUUCAUGCCAAAUGGCAGUUUAGAGAGUUGGUUAUACCCAAAUUUCUCUGAACAACAGAAUUCAAAGUACUUGGAUCUAAUCACAAGGUUAAACAUUGCUAUUGAUGUGGCCACUGCAUUGGAUUAUCUUCACCAUCAUUGUGGGACAACAAUCAUUCAUUGUGAUCUAAAGCCAAGCAAUGUUCUUCUUGACAAUGAGCUAUGCGCCCAUGUAGGUGAUUUUGGUCAGGCAAAGUUUCUUCUACCCACCAAUGGUAAAUCUCAUCAAACACAAUCAAGUUCAUCCAUUGCAGUUAGAGGAACAAUUGGUUAUGUGGCACCAGGUAAAUCUUUUCUACUUAGUCUUAUGUAUUCCAAUACGUUCUCUCCCAUUGCUUUCUUAAAGGUGAUUUAUUUAGCUGUGGACCCUAGGCUAGUGAAAUUGGAAGAAUAUGGUAUGGGCAUGGAGGUUUCAACACAAGGUGAUGUGUACAGCUAUGGGAUUCUCUUACUGGAGAUGUUUACCGGGAAAAAGCCCACUGACAACUUAUCGAGUGAUGGAGAUUUCUGA